Hermetia illucens (black soldier fly) is the source of this 1718-nucleotide messenger RNA. Its product is annotated as ornithine decarboxylase 1-like. NCBI's taxonomy places the organism in Eukaryota, Metazoa, Arthropoda, Insecta, Diptera, Stratiomyidae. Gene Ontology annotation, molecular function: ornithine decarboxylase activity. The transcript is spliced from 10 exons. Gene Ontology annotation, cellular component: cytoplasm. The coding region runs from base 230 to 1435 and encodes 401 amino acids. The record is from RefSeq and is a predicted model, not a curated record.
AUGCUAACGUUUAUCAGUCAAUCGUUGGAUUGUGAAACGUUCGCAGCAUUGAAUCCAGGGCGACCGAGCCCGUUGUCGACCAGACAAUCAGUGGACCUAGUAACAGUGAGGAUCGGAUGAAAUUAGAGGCGCUUGUAAAAGUGGCAGCACAGUGACCGGGUUCCCAUCGAAAUAUUCCGUGAAGCAGACUCGUGGUAAAAAUUCCAGACAGAAAUCACCUCCAUUGACAAUGAAGAUCCAAGGAAAAAGUUCAGUCGAAAUUUAUGGCGACGAAAUGGAUUUACGCGAAAUAAUUCGCAAGGAGAAUUUGGAUGCCCAAGAAGAGGCACUCUAUGUCUGUGAUUUAAGUGAUAUUGUUAAUAAGUAUUACAUUUGGAGAGAAUGUUUACCACGAGUUGUUCCGUUUUACGCUGUCAAGUGCAAUGAUAAUCCAUUCGUCCUCAAGUUACUAGCCGCCCUGGGUACCGGGUUUGAUUGCGCGUCGAAGGGAGAAAUUAAGAAGAUUUUAUCAAUGGGAGUGGAUGCUGAAAAAAUAAUUUUUGCAAAUCCCGCUAAGCCUAAUUCGCACGUGCUUUAUGCUGCUGCGAAAGGGAUCGCAACUAUGACCUUUGAUAGUGAUUUUGAAUUGUACAAAAUUGCCAAGACUUUUCCUGAUGCAAAUUUGGUCAUAAGAAUUCGUUGUGAUGCUGAAAAGGCGCAGUGUCCGCUCGGACAGAAGUUCGGUUGUGAUGCUGAGCUAGAGGCUCCUGGUCUCAUUUCACUUGCAAAGGAAUUAGGAUUGAAAGUGAUCGGUGUGAGCUUCCAUGUAGGAUCAGGAUGCGAAGAUUUUCCAGUAUAUGAACGAGCUAUAUGUGCUGCUAAAACGCUCUUCAAAUACGCUAAAACUUUGGGGUAUGAUUUUAAUUUAUUGGAUCUCGGAGGAGGUUUUCCCGGUGACAAAGGAACAUCUCUAAAAGAAGUUGCUGACAUUAUAAACAAAGCUCUUGAUAAAUACAUGCCUGACAGUGCCAUUCACAUCAUCGCUGAACCAGGAAGAUUUUUUGUUUCGUCGGCAUUCACGUUGAUCUGUAAAAUUUACUCCAAACGGGAAAUCGUGCAAAAUGACAAACUGGAGAAGACCAUGUAUUUCAUAAACGACGGAGUCUAUGGCUCAUUCAACUGCAUUCUAUAUGACCAUCGUUUGGCCGCACCAACCUAUAUUACGAGAGCUGAUAACACACUUUACAAUUCGUCCAUAUGGGGCCCCACAUGCGAUGCUCUCGACCAGAUCUGUGAAACAGUGAAGCUGCCAAAGUUGAACAUCGGUGACUAUUUAAUAUUCGAGAACAUGGGAGCGUAUACCUUACCAAUUGCGAGCCCAUUUAAUGGGUUUCCCUUGCCACGUGUUAAAUUCUUCAUGAGAGCUUCCGACGAGACUGCUAACAACAUCUUUUGAAUAUUACCCUGGGAAGACGAAGAAUUUGAAUUGGAUAUUCCAUUGAAUUUUAACGUAUCAAAUAGAAUUGAAACUUUUUACUUUCCAAAGUUUAAAUUUUACCAAGUAAUACAUAUGUGUAUGGAUCUCACGCAAAAUAUUUUGUUUUGAAAUUUUAAACUCUACCUAUUUAUGAUUUUAUGAAAAAUAUGCAAAUGAUCUGUGUAUUUUGCGCCAAUAAUAAAAUGCAUAUUGUGGCAAUUGAAAGAAUUCAGCCUAUUGUUGGGGAAAUAUGAAAGUCGAA